Ectocarpus sp. CCAP 1310/34 is the source of this 1573-nucleotide messenger RNA. Lineage: Eukaryota; Phaeophyceae; Ectocarpales; Ectocarpaceae. The record is from the annotation of a GenBank genome assembly.
UGUGUGUCUAGCCCCCUGUUCGGCAUCUGCUGCUGCACGUUUUCUUUCCCUGGCAUCCCAAGCCGACCACCCAGGUGCUCACGGACCCUCUCCUUCAACGCCUCGUCAUUGCUCCAGAAGUCUCAUUCUGUUUGUUUGCCAACCCCGACCUGCCGCGGUAGGCGCAAUGUCCGCCCUACGGUUUUCAAGGAUGCGGCCCUCCCCGGGCCGUUGUAGAGCGUUGCAGCAGGUGCUCCACGGAAGCAUCAGCAGCAGCAGUCGGCGGCUUUUCAGCGUCCAGAGAGAUGGUACGCGAGUUGUCGGCGGAAAACCAGCCAACGGGCGCCAGCGGCAGCACCGACAACAGAAGCACCAGGACCGCGGUGGACCUCAAGACAGCAGCAGCAGCAGCUGGGGUCAAGAAGGAGCGAAGUUUGUCCGGCAAAUGGCGUGGUUCGUGUGCGCGUAUCAUUGCCUGCAGGAGUAUGUUGUAGAGUCCUGCUUGGUGCAUGGUCCGUCCAUGAGACCAACGAUCGAGCACAAUUCUUUGCUCCUUGUCAACAAGAUGGGCGGGCCCGGCAGGACGAUCGAGGCCGGACAGAUAGUGCUCGUGCAGUCACCCCACGAGAUCGGUAGGCUGGUGGUUAAGAGAGUCACGGGGCUCCCAGGAGAUUCGAUUUCGGUCCGCCCCCCCGAGUGGGACGUGCACAAUAGUCAAGGGAUCGAAAAGCGGUCAGAGGUGGUGCCGGAAGGUCACGUUUGGCUAGCGGGCGACAACGUGGACAACUCCAAAGACUCUCGGAACUUUGGUUCGGUACCGCAGGCCCUCGUGCUGGGGACGGUGUUGCUCCGCGUGUGGCCCACUAAGGACUUCGGUUUCAUCGACUAGAUGCCACACUCGCGGGGGGCGACCCUCUCUCUCCGGCUGCCGUGGGCUGCCAGCCACGAAAAUCCGUUGUCCUCGUUGUGUACAUGUAUGGCGCGUUUAUUGUGCGUGUGGCUAUGGAGGAAGGUCCUCUCUCCCACUGUGGCCAGCCAGCCACAAAAUGCCGUUUUGUUCGAUGUGUGUGUAUCUACCCGUUGACUCAAGGCGCGUUCGUUGUGUGUGUGGCUAUGGAGGAGAGCACAAGCUUCCUCCUUUGUUGGGUUAAGAGAAAAAGAUUGCACAAGUUAAAAGCCAACGCCUAUGUGUGUGUGUGCGUCGGCCGUGCGUCUUGUCUUGUCGAUACUCGUGGCUUCCUUUCGUCGUUCACGCGCAGCGUAGGGUUGACAGCAGCAGAGCACGAUCUCACAAUACUGGGCUUACUAUCUGGGUCAACGCAACGCGCGUGCACGGCAUACCCAAGACAGGCGAACGGUGUCAGAAAUCAUCCCAUCGGCUGUCUUGGAUUUUUUCCGCCGAGAAUAAUCGUCUCCCUAAUGAUUGGUUUUGCGGUAAGGCGGUCAACUCAUGUACUUUGACACAUUCGCGUAGGGGGGCACACUCUACUUGGACCUUUGGUUGCAACGAUCUCUUGAUAACACCCCGAGGGUAGCCCCGUCCUCAACUGAAGCCCUUCCUUUGUUCUUGUUUUGGUUCCCGACGUGUAUGUGG